CAGACAAGUACAUGUUCAGCCUGGUUAUGUUUUAAGAAAAGAAAAAGACUUGAAAAAAGGAAGUUGUGUCUGUGUUUAGAUCAUACGUUUUUCUUAUUAGGCGUCGACUGCAGAGGCAAAACGGUCAAAAUGGGCAGAAGUCCAUCGCGCCCGGUCCAGACUGGACAGGUACAGAGGUCACACGGCGGAUGGUUCUCCUGGUUCUGGCGGUGUUGGGCUGGUCUGUUCAUUUGCUCAGGAAAUGAGGAGGAUGUGGAAAAGUGUGAAAACAAACCACUGAGCUCUGCUCUGGAAGUGCCACAACAAGCAUACAGCAUAGAGAGCGUGGAAGAGCUGAGACACGAGAAUCAACAGCUCAGCUCUGCCCUGGAACAGAAGGACAAAGAACUCUGGAAGACCAGAAAGAGGUUGAAUGAUCUGAGUCAUGAGAACAAACAGCUGAGAUUGGUCCUGGAUCAGAGAGAGGAAGAGCAUCGACAGAGGAUGCACCAGGUGGAAAUGUCAUAUGAAGAGAAACUGAGAUCUGCCCAGAAAACGAACAAAGAGCUGAAUCAAAGGUUGAAUGAACCGAGCCAGAAGAACCGAGAGCUGAGCCUCAAACUAGAACAAAAGCACAAAGAGCUCAGAGAGAUUCUUCAGAGGAUGGACCACAUGGAGGAAACCCACAGAUCUGUCCUGGAGCACAAAGAGGCGGAGCACAGAGAGAAGAUUCAUGUCCUGGAAAAAGACCAAGAGGAACGACUGAGAUUUGCUGAGCUGAAGGAGAAAGAUCUCACUGAAAGACUGAAUCAACUGAACCUGGAGAAGCAGCAGCUGAGGUUGAAUGAACCGAGCCAGAAGAACCGAGAGCUGAGCCUCAAACUAGAACAAAAGCACAAAGAGCUCAGAGAGAUUCUUCAGAGGAUGGACCACAUGGAGGAAACCCACAGAUCUGUCCUGGAGCACAAAGAGGCGGAGCACAGAGAGAAGAUUCAUGUCCUGGAAAAAGACCAAGAGGAACGACUGAGAUUUGCUGAGCUGAAGGAGAAAGAUCUCACUGAAAGACUGAAUCAACUGAACCUGGAGAAGCAGCAGCUGAGGUUGAAUGAACCGAGCCAGAAGAACCGAGAGCUGAGCCUCAAACUAGAACAAAAGCACAAAGAGCUCAGAGAGAUUCUUCAGAGGAUGGACCACAUGGAGGAAACCCACAGAUCUGUCCUGGAGCACAAAGAGGCGGAGCACAGAGAGAAGAUUCAUGUCCUGGAAAAAGACCAAGAGGAACGACUGAGAUUUGCUGAGCUGAAGGAGAAAGAUCUCACUGAAAGACUGAAUCAACUGAACCUGGAGAAGCAGCAGCUGAGGUUGAAUGAACCGAGCCAGAAGAACCGAGAGCUGAGCCUCAAACUAGAACAAAAGCACAAAGAGCUCAGAGAGAUUCUUCAGAGGAUGGACCACAUGGAGGAAACCCACAGAUCUGUCCUGGAGCACAAAGAGGCGGAGCACAGAGAGAAGAUUCAUGUCCUGGAAAAAGACCAAGAGGAACGACUCAGAUUUGCUGAGCUGAAGGAGAAAGAUCUCACUGAAAGACUGAAUCAACUGAACCUGGAGAAGCAGCAGCUGAGGUUGAAUGAACCGAGCCAGAAGAACCGAGAGCUGAGCCUCAAACUAGAACAAAAGCACAAAGAGCUCAGAGAGAUUCUUCAGAGGAUGGACCACAUGGAGGAAACCCACAGAUCUGUCCUGGAGCACAAAGAGGCGGAGCACAGAGAGAAGAUUCAUGUCCUGGAAAAAGACCAAGAGGAACGACUCAGAUUUGCUGAGCUGAAGGAGAAAGAUCUCACUGAAAGACUGAAUCAACUGAACCUGGAGAAGCAGCAGCUGAGGUUCAAACUAGAACAAAAGGACAAAGAGCUCAGAGAGAUCCUCAAGAAGAAAUGUGAGAGGUCCAGCUGCCAGCGCUGUGAGCACCAAGCCCAGGAACACAGGCAACAAAUGUGUGAGAUGGAGAAGUUUUACAAAGACAAGCUGACUGUGGCCAGGUCUGCUCUGAAGGAGAAGGACGAGCAGUUCAGCUCCUUCAAAGACAGAGUGGCAGAGAACAUGGUGCUCUCCUUAAAAACAGACAACACAGAGAACAUGAACAGUCCAGUGAAUCAGAGCCGCCUCACAGAGAUGUACCAGCAGCUCCGAGUCUGCACAUGGCCACAUAUACAGUUCCCACGUUCAGACCGCGAGGCCAGGACACUGGUCCAGGAGAUGUUUGCAGCAGCAGCUGAGCACAUGAAGAGACCCUUAGACACAGUAGAGAAAGUGUGUGGAGUAAAGGCCUCUUCUCCAAAGGUGGAGAAGUUCAGACAGACGGCUCUGGAGAAUCUACAGCUGGCUCUGUACCACAGCAGCAAACAGGACGUCUUUCAGGUGGUGUUCCCACACUUUGAUGGAGGAGCUGCAGAGGUGGAGCUGGCCUCUGAGUGUUACUGGUUGGGCUGUCUGAUGGCACUGCACGUCCCUCCUCUUCAUCCUCACUGGGACAGGGCUGAUGAAGAGUGCAGAACAGUCUUUCCCAGGGACAUCACAGCACAGAGACGCCCUUGAGACUGAUCCUGCAACAUGAUCUUUAUGAAAUCCAAAAUUGACUGCAAAAUUUCCUCAUGAAUCUGAAAUUGUCAUUGAAUGCAAAUAAAACUAUAUGAUAUGGUGUCCUGGAUUAAGAAGGCGAUGGUCCAGCGCCCUGUCCUGAGUGUCCUGACUGUAUAAAGAAGUGGACUAAGGUGUGAUGUUUUGAAACCGUUGAAUUCACUCUUUCACUCAGACUUUUGUCUUAUUACAGGUGAUGGAUUUAAACCCAUCAGUGGAAAAUGGGUUGGCCAUCAGUCUGUUUGACAAGAACUGCACUGCCUGAAAUGUAUCUACAACCUUUUCAAAAGAGCCUUGUCAAAUAGUUUUCUUAUUUGCAGUUUUAAUAAGUGGAUGAAUUCAUGUAUGUUGUUUUUGUUGUGACUCUAAAAUGAA
Molecule: messenger RNA, 2991 nt
Organism: Periophthalmus magnuspinnatus
Lineage: Eukaryota; Metazoa; Chordata; Actinopteri; Gobiiformes; Gobiidae
Product: trichohyalin-like
Exons: 52
Coding region: 130-2574 (814 amino acids)
Source: RefSeq, a predicted model, not a curated record